Messenger RNA from Coregonus clupeaformis (lake whitefish), 837 nucleotides. RefSeq lists its product as uncharacterized. The record is from RefSeq and is a predicted model, not a curated record. NCBI's taxonomy places the organism in Eukaryota, Metazoa, Chordata, Actinopteri, Salmoniformes, Salmonidae. The coding region runs from base 183 to 719 and encodes 178 amino acids. The transcript has 5 exons.
CCGACUAGUACGAGAACGCGGCACUAAAGCAUUCAAACACUGACACUGUGACAACCAUGAGUCGCAUGGCAACAGCUCACUGACCCCAUGACCAGCGCGCACUGGGCUCACAUUAUCGCCCGCGGGCGUGCUGUUUAACCGUGUACCCGGUGCUGGUAUCUAGUCCAAAAAUAACAGUUCCAAUGGAGAGUAGCAAAAUGGUACAAGGAAGGCUCCCCCAAGCCUAUGGACAAAGGAUGCUUUUUACAGGUCCAGAUGGAAUUGGAGACUACAGGGCAAGAUUGAUCGACUUUCCCCGCUACAUUGGCGAUGGCCCUUUGUCACCUGAGGGUACAAGCGAUUUGAAUUACCUGUGCCGGCCUGCUCCCUGCACCCCACCCCCCAUGCCCAAACAGUGCUACAUUGGAGGGGUGGGAUGGGGCAUGCAAUAUCACCAGCUGUUGAACAGUAGGACGCUGCACAGCAAUAUGCAAAUUAAGAGAGCUGAAUUCUGCUCAGCCCUUGAGGACAGAGUCACCCACAGAUAUCAAAACCCAUGGCACGCACCGCCCCACUUUCUAGAUAAGCAAUCUGUUGGAGCCCGCAGCAAACUCGCAUGGACACACAACAAGUACGACUGUUACAUCCCAGAUAACAACAAACAGUUCCUUCUCAACAGAGAGAUUAACUCGUUCAGAGAAAAGCUGCAGGUGCCUCACAAAUUAGUUCCCCUGAAAUAGUUUGGGUGAAGAACGGAAGAUGAUUCAAUCAGCUGUGUUGUCCUGAAGACCUGACCAAGUGUCUGAUAAACACCACCUUGUCACCUACUGUAUACAAAAGUGAAUAAAACCAUUUUAC